UCACGAAGCUGAAGACCACACUCUUAUGGUGCACCCCAUCUAACCCUUUAACCAACAUUUUAACCCACACGAUUUUCAAAAGCCGCUAGUUCAAUAGGCACGUUCAACACCCAAUAGCACUCUCUCAGCCACCAAGUUUUGGUUAGGAGCUUCAAUGGCGAAACCAGUUUCGAUUGAAGUGUGGAACCCAAAUGGGAAAUACAGAGUUAUCAGCACAAAACCCAUGCCCGGAACUCGCUGGAUCAAUCUCUUAGUUGAACAAGGCUGUCGAGUUGAAAUAUGCACUGAGAAGAAAACAAUUCUGUCUGUUGAAGAUAUCAUUGCGCUUAUAGGCGAUAAGUGUGAUGGAGUUAUUGGCCAGUUGACUGAAGAUUGGGGAGACACUUUAUUUUCGGCACUUAGCAGAGCAGGUGGGAAAGCUUUUAGCAACAUGGCUGUUGGCUAUAACAAUGUUGAUGUCAAUGCUGCUAACAAGUAUGGCGUUGCCGUUGGAAACACUCCUGGAGUGCUUACAGAAACUACGGCUGAACUGGCGGCUUCCCUUUCUUUAGCGGCCGCGAGGAGAAUAGUGGAGGCAGAUGAGUUUAUGAGAGGAGGCUUAUACGAUGGAUGGCUUCCCAAUCUGUUUGUGGGAAACUUGCUUAAAGGACAGACUGUUGGUGUUAUUGGUGCCGGUCGUAUUGGAUCUGCAUAUGCCAGAAUGAUGGUUGAAGGUUUCAAGAUGAACCUAAUUUAUUAUGAUCUAUACCAAGCCACACGGCUAGAGAAGUUUGUUACAGCUUAUGGUGAGUUCCUAAAAGCCAAUGGUGAAAAGCCUGUGACCUGGAAGAGAGCAUCUAGCAUGGAUGAGGUUCUCCGAGAAGCGGAUGUGAUAAGUCUUCAUCCUAUUCUGGACAAAACCACUUAUCAUCUGGUCAACAAAGAAAGACUUGCAAUGAUGAAGAAGGAAGCGAUCCUUGUAAACUGCAGUAGAGGACCUGUCGUCGACGAAGUGGCUCUCGUGGAGCAUUUGAAAGCUAAUCCGAUGUUCCGAGUUGGCCUCGAUGUCUUUGAGGAUGAACCUUACAUGAAACCCGGGCUUGCAGACCAGAAGAAUGCUAUUGUGGUACCUCACAUUGCUUCUGCUUCCAAGUGGACUCGUGAAGGAAUGGCCACACUGGCUGCCCUGAAUGUUCUGGGAAAGAUUAAAGGAUAUCCGGUCUGGUCCAACCCGAACCAGGUGGAGCCAUUCCUCAAUGAGAAUGCUCCCCCUCCGGCUGCCUGUCCUAGCAUUGUCAAUGCCAAAGUCUUAAGUUUACCAGUCUCAAAGCUGUGAGCAUGGGAAGUGAAUAUUGAUGAGAUUUGGGCCUUUCUAAUGCAAAACGAGAGUAAUUUUUCCGGAUGAUGGAAUGUAGGCUCUAGUGAUGAUAAGCACAAUUCUAAAGAGCAUUAACAACCAUUCUGUUUUGCCAAAUAUAAAGUGUUGUUAUUUGUUACAAGAACAGAUAUAUUAUUAUUGUAUAUGUUGUUAUGUACUGAUAAUACUAGCUUUUUAAUUCUGCCAAAUAUAAAGUGUUGUUGUAAACGUUUUUGCAUAAUGAAUCUGUUCUGUGCACAAACAUAUUUUGUU
This is a messenger RNA of Morus notabilis, 1609 nucleotides long. Its product is annotated as glycerate dehydrogenase. The record is from RefSeq and is a predicted model, not a curated record. Gene Ontology annotation, cellular component: cytosol. Lineage: Eukaryota; Viridiplantae; Streptophyta; Magnoliopsida; Rosales; Moraceae. Bases 155 to 1315 code for a protein of 386 amino acids. Gene Ontology annotation, molecular function: glyoxylate reductase (NADPH) activity; hydroxypyruvate reductase (NADH) activity; NAD binding. The transcript is spliced from 13 exons.